Messenger RNA from Serinus canaria (Common canary), 3775 nucleotides. RefSeq names its product aminopeptidase O (putative) (gene AOPEP). Gene Ontology annotation, molecular function: metalloaminopeptidase activity; zinc ion binding. The coding region runs from base 473 to 2551 and encodes 692 amino acids. The record is from RefSeq and is a predicted model, not a curated record. Gene Ontology annotation, cellular component: nucleolus. NCBI's taxonomy places the organism in Eukaryota, Metazoa, Chordata, Aves, Passeriformes, Fringillidae. The transcript has 12 exons.
ACGGGCCGGCAUCGCUGUCCCGCAGCGCUGCCCGCCGCUCCGCCACGCCUCGUGCGAGGGAGGCGCUGCUGGAAGUGACAAAACUCUCCGUCCCUGCUUUUCCUUACAAACUAAAUGGCUGCGCCCAGAGGGUAGGGAGCUGUGGAGGAGGCGGAAUGCAAAGCAGUAGGGAGCGUGCGGCUGACGAGCCCUGCUGUCCUUUUUCACGCAGCUUGGGUCGAUGCCUUCUUGUGGGCUGCUGAUGUCCUGAAAGAAUUUUAAACGUGGAUGUGUUCGACCGUCUCAAAUCUGUUCCACUCAUUGUCCUCUUUACAGUGGAAACAUAGUGCAAGAAGUGGAUAAACUACAAUUUCAAUAUUGUAAUCUUAUUCCAUAUUAUUUUUAGCACUGGGAGACUGAAUAUUCUCCUUCUGGAGUCAUCAUAUGUCAGAAUUGUUCAAGGCUUUGUAAAACUCUUGCCCAAUAGGUGAACAUGGAGACACAGCUAGACCCCAUGAAGGAUGAUUUGCCUUUAAUGGCAAACACUAGCUACAUGCUUGUAAAGCACUAUGUAUUGGACUUGGAUGUGGAUUUUAAAAGUAAAGUUAUUGAAGGCAGCAUAGUUUUGUUCUUUGAGACUGGGAGCCAGUACAGGAAAACCAGCAGUGCUGGCAAAGAAUGCUGCCAGCCACAGUUUGAUGAAAUCUGUAAAAUGAGAGCAUCUGAACCCUGCCACAUUCCUAUGAUAAAUGUUAGUACCUGUUCUUCUAAAACGGAAUGUAAUGAUUUUGCUGUCAGUGGUAAAGAAGAGGAAGCUACUUCUGAUGAAGAUAGUAACCAUAGCAACAAUGAACAGGCUUCUGGGAUUUCUAGUUCAAAGGACUGCUGUGACAUAGAGGAUCAUGGAAACAAGGAUUUUCUGCUGGUAUUGGAUUGCUGUGAUUUAUCUGUGCUAAAGGUUGAAGAGGUAGAUGUUGCUGCUGUGUCAGGCAUUAAAAAAUUUACAAGGUCUGCCAAGCUAACUGGUGUUUCAAAGGAGCUGGAAAAUCUCAGGAAUCGGAUUGUACAUGAACUUGUGACUUUACCUGCAGAUCGCUGGAAGGAACAGCUACACUAUUUUACUCACUGUAGCCAGGCACCUGGCUGUGGGGAGCUUCUGUUUAGUACUGGCACCUGGAGCUUGGAGAUAAGGAAAUCAGGAAUUCAGACUCCAGUGGACUUUCCUCAUGCAAUAAGAAUAUGGUACAAAACCAAGCCAGAGGGAAGAUCUGUUGCAUGGACUACAGACCAGAGUGGCAGGCCAUGUGUUUACACAAUGGGAUCACCAAUAAACAACAGAGCUCUCUUUCCAUGCCAAGAACCACCAAUUGCCUUGUCAACAUGGCAAGCCUCAGUUCGAACAGCUGCAGGCUUUGUUGUGUUAAUGAGUGGUGAAAACUCAGCAGAACCAGUCCAGCAUCAAGAAGGUAUCUUAAGCUGGUACUACUAUGUGUCUAUGCCAAUGCCAGCAUCCACCUUCACUAUUGCUGUGGGGUGCUGGCAGGAAGUUAAACAGCAGUCCUUCAAACAAAAAGCUGCUAUUGGAACAAACACUGAGUUUUCCUUGCCAUCAUCACAAACCGAUUUAAGGUGGCAUGAAGAAAUCUGUGGUCAUGUGGAAUAUCCCUGCCGUUUCCAAAAUCCUGCUGCCAGGUUGCAAGCAGUCAUUCCUUAUAGAGUCUUUGCUCCCUGGUGCCUUAUGGAGAGCUGUGAAGAAUAUUUGCUUCUGCUAGUUCCUCAGUGCCUCUCAGCUGCUUAUGCCACACUGGGUACCCACCCUUUUUCCAGGCUUGAUGUUCUGAUCGUUCCUUCCAACUUUUCCAGCCUGGGAAUGGCUAGCCCACACAUCAUCUUUCUGUCACAAAGUGUACUGCCAGGAGGAAGCCAUCUCUGUGGAACUCGUCUGUGCCACGAAAUUGCUCAUGCUUGGUUUGGACUGGCCAUUGGUGCUCGUGAUUGGACAGAAGAGUGGAUAAGUGAAGGGUUUGCCACUUUUUUAGAAGAUAUAUUUUGGGCUAGGGCACAACAGCAGCUGUCACAUGAUGAAAUAAAAGGGCAACAGGAAUUGAAAGCUUUACUUCGCUGGCGCAGACUCAGAGAUGAGGUGCAAAACUCUGAAGAAGAGCUGCAAGUUUUAAGGCCCAAAAAGGAGAGCACGGGAGAACUGAGUGAGUCUGGAGCCUCUGUUGUCAAAUAUGGUCUUAAAGCAGAAAAAAUCUUCAUGCAGGUUCACUAUUUGAAGGGUUAUUUUCUUUUACGAUCUCUGGCAAGGAAAAUAGGAGAGGUCUCAUACCUUGCAUCUUUACGGAAAUUUGUUGUUAAGUUCCAUGGGCAGCUUGUCCUUUCUCAGGAUUUUCUUAGCAUGCUGUUGGAAGACAUUCCUAAACAAAAACAGUCUGGGUUAACUGUAGAAAGUAUCUUCCAGAACUGGCUGGAUACUUCUGGAAUACCAAAGGACAGAUUGCAGUCUUUGAAAGACAGUCUUCCCAAGAAGGACAUGCAGGAUGGAGUAAUCUCUAAAUUUCUGUUGUGAAGUGAUUCAAGUAUGACAGCCAGUGUCAUGUGGACAGCAAAUAGUACUGUUGAUGGAGGGUAAUGCAGUCAUUCCCAUUUUAAAUUGGGUGUGACAUCACCCUUUUAUCUGGUGUAAGUAAGCUUUUCAAGUAUGGAGGAAUACAGAAGGACACAAAAUGUCCUAAAACAUCUUUUUUCUCCUCCUUUUUUUGUCUUCUUCCCUCUUCUUUCACAGCUCCCCUCUUCUUUUCCUCUUACUCCUCUCCUUCUUCCCUGCUCUCUCCCCCUGCCAGCAAAAGUGCCUGCUCUGGUAAUGAACUAAAUCUUAUUGACACAUCAAUAAGCAGAGGUAAGACUUGACUGAUAAUUCAACUCCAGUGUGCUGUGACCAUCGCUUCUUAGGCCACCCUAUUUCUGCCACUGCUUUUUGUUUUCUGCUGGCUAUCUGUAUGGGUAAGCUGGCUCUUACCUUAUACUGCAGUGCUAUCAUCUUGUAGGUGAAUGUUCAAAUUAAGAUGUACACCGCAGUCAGCACUAGGGAACCCCAGAUGUUGGCUCCACAAAGUAUAUUACCAUAAAAAGUCAGUAACAAUUCCUCUUGAUUUUCCUUCACUGCUAUGCAACUACUAACAAGAAAACAGGAGCCUUCUCUGAAUUUGAACACACAGUAUGUUUGUGUGUUUGUGGAUUUUCAUCCCAAAUCAGCCUCAGGAUCUGCAGGUCUGAAAAUCAGUGUCUCUCAUAACCUUUUUUCCCCCUAGUUUUCUCAAAACAUUUGACAGAAAAGGAAGUGCCAUUCUUUAAAGGACUUAAAGUAUAAAUGUGUUUCCUUGUUUCUAUGGUCCAGUGUUUCCUAUAACUACUUCUGUGGGAAUGCAAAGUCUAAUCUGUUAACUGAUCCAAGGAAAUACUGUUAAAGCAGUUGCAUUAAUUUGUGUUUGCCGUUAACAUAAUUUUUUGUUCACUGCCUUUGAACUAUGUUCUGUUCUUCUUUCUUCAUUUAAAUACACUCAGUUGAAGAGUCAAUUUGUAGGCACUUUCAGAAUUACCAUUUAGUAGAAAAAUCUGUUGUGGCUUUACAAAAUAAAAACAUGUUGUUUAUACUUGUUUCAAGUAGACCUGUUGUAAGUGUGAAAUAAAAAACUACAGUAAGAUUUUUUAUUGUGGUAUCCCUGUUAAAAAGUUCUUCUUUGUUUCAUGCUUCAUAGUGAAGUUGCUUCUAUUUAAAGCAUUGAGUUUGAUC